CCCUACACUAUCUCUGCAGUAGCACGUAUCUUCUCUCCCUCUCUGACCUCUGGCUCUGUCUUUCUACUGCAGUACCCCCAUCUCUCAUUAACCUACUCCUCUAUAUCCACUAGUGUGCGUUCAUCAAAGGAGCCUCUAUUCUAUCCUACAGUGCAGUGUUGGUCGCACCAGUAAUAUAAUUGUGGUAUUACAACAGGACUGUUAUACUUACCAAAUAUAAACCAACCGGUACACUCUCACUUUCUGUGUGGCUCUUCUAUAUCUCCAAGCUCAUAUCUGUGUGGCCUAAUAGCACAAGGAGAGAAGUACAUAUAUAGAGGAUGGGUUGCUGUGCCAGUAAAGCUACCAAUGACGAGAAUACUACAAACAAGAAUACAACUGAUGGUAAUAAUGUAGGGGGAGGAGGAGGAGGAACAGGAGGAAUAGUAGGAAGUGGAGUUGAUGCCAGAUAUCAUCCUAAUCCGCAGCCAACAGUGUCUCUCUCUGGUAACAACAAUCAAAACACUUCGUCCGUCGCUUCAUCAGGUCCUAAAUUCAUUGCCCGCUUCAAGUACAUGGCAAGAACAGCAGAGGAUCUCUCGUUUCAGAAAGGAGAGAGGCUAGUGGUCAUUGGACCACUGGAGGGCGACUGGUGGAUGGCACGGUCACUGGCUACCGGUAGCGAGGGGUACAUCCCACGUAACUAUGUUGCACCAAUUGAGAGCUAUGAGGCAGAAGAUUGGUAUUUCGGGGACAUUGCUCGUGCAGAAGCAGAAAAACUUUUAAUGAUAUCCACCAAUGUCCAGGGGACGUUCCUCCUCAGAAUAAGCUCCUCCCAAAAGGAUGCACUCUCCCUCUCGCUCCGUGACGUUGAUGGAGUAAAGCAUUACAGGAUAAGGAAAAUGGAUGACGGAGGAUUCUUUAUAACUACUAGAGCAGUUUUUAAUACACUUCAGGAAAUGGUCAGACAUUAUAUGAUGGAGGCAGACGGUUUGGCACAGCGUCUCUCUGUGCCCUGCCCUCGUGUUAAUCAGCCGAGUACAAUCGGUCUCUCGUACAGAGACGAAUGGGAGAUUGACAGAUCAACCCUCCAGUUUAAUAAGAAGCUUGGUCAGGGUAACUUUGGUGAAGUAUGGUCUGGACUAUGGAAUGAAACCACUCCUGUAGCUAUCAAGACUCUGAAACCAGGCACAAUGGAAGUGAAUGAUUUCGUGAAGGAGGCACAAGUGAUGAAGAAGAUACAUCAUCCACACUUACUUCAGUUGUAUGCUGUGUGUACCCUAGAGGAGCCCAUCUAUAUAGUAACGGAGCUCAUGUCUCACGGGAGCCUCUUGGACUACCUGAGGAAUGGGAAGGGACGCUACGUUAAUGUUCACCAAAUGAUUGACAUGAUAGCUCAAAUAUCAAGUGGAAUGGCCUAUUUAGAAGAGCACUCUUACAUACACAGAGAUUUAGCUGCAAGGAACAUUCUAGUCGGUGAGGGUAACUCCUGCAAAGUGGCUGACUUUGGUCUUGCAAGAGUCAUAAAGGAAGACAUAUACAGUCCCAAAGAAGGAGCCAAGUUUCCAAUUAAAUGGACGGCCCCAGAGGCUGCUCUCUAUUCACGUUUCACAAUCAAGUCUGACGUGUGGUCAUUCGGUGUGCUAGUGGCCGAGGUUGUGACUAAAGGAGCAAUGCCUUACCCUGGAAUGACCAACAGACAAGUACUAGAGUCAGUAGAAGCUGGUUAUCGUAUGCCUAAACCGGAUACAUGUCCUGAUCCACUGUACAGUAUAAUGAUGGAGUGCUGGAGACAUGAACCGGAUGACAGACCAACCUUUGAGUCCCUCAAGUAUCGUCUUGAUGAUUAUUACGUCUCAGCAGCUGAGGGCUCUUACCAACAGAACGUGCAAUGAGAGAGACUGAGAGAAAGAAGAGAAGACUCUCUUAUUUCUGCUCUAUUAGAUUUAUUAUUAUUAUUUUUAUUAACCUUUUUUAUCAACUCUCUCUAGCAGUGAAUCAAAUGUUGGAGACAGUAUUAUAGUAAUAGUAUCAUAAUAUCUUUGUACCAGUCAUAUAGUUUGUUCUUGUUGUAUGUAUGUGUAUUGAUGUUGAAAUGAAUUUUAUGUCAUUUUUUUUAUUCUUUGAAUUUUGAAUCAUAACAUGUGUCAUGCAUUGUGUACAAGUAUUUCUUCCUUAUUAUUAUUAUUAUUAUUAUUAUUAUUAUUAAUAUUAUUAAUUAUUAGAACUUAGAGGCACAAUACAUUAAGCAAGCAAUAUCUGCCUUUCCAAAAAAACUCGUAUUAUCUACAAAGUUGGAAACUGAAUUUUCUAUAACAAAAAUCUACAGAUAACUAUAGCACAAUAAUG
Molecule: messenger RNA, 2328 nt
Organism: Amphimedon queenslandica
Lineage: Eukaryota; Metazoa; Porifera; Demospongiae; Haplosclerida; Niphatidae
Product: tyrosine-protein kinase SRK3
Exons: 8
Coding region: 321-1874 (517 amino acids)
Biological process (GO): protein phosphorylation
Molecular function (GO): ATP binding; protein binding; protein tyrosine kinase activity
Source: RefSeq, a predicted model, not a curated record